AUGGCCGAGACUACCGAUACGGACGAGGCUGCGAGCUCUGUAUCAGCGGGGAACAGCUCCCGCGAGGAUAUCACGCAUCUCUAUUCAUACAUAGAGGCUUUACCAGAAUCAUCCUCUUCGGAUGUGAAUCUUUCAACCGGAGUUAACUUCAAUCGGGAGGUAGAGGUGUUUCCAAGUCCGCGCAGCUCCGCAUCUUUCGACUCCAGACGGGACAGAGCACCAGAACACAGCAUAGUCCCCUACAGAUAUUCACGGUCCCCUAGAAGGGUCAGUGCAGGCAGUUUGCACCUGCGAGGACAGACCGAUGCACCGGGUCUCCCUCCACCAACCCUUGAAGCUCUAGACGACACCUCCUCUUUAGGCAGCGACGCGGAAGAGAUUGAGAUCGAGGCUGGCUCGGAUACAGCAUCCAGCGUAUUCUCCAUCGACGAUCAGAUUCCGAACGACACAGAUGACACCAAAUCGCCUAAAUCGAAGGUCAAAGAUAGCCCCCAGUGUAGGAUUCAUAAUAUAAUCAGAUCCCGAUACACCAGCUUUGGUGACGAGGGGGAGGAUGAUAUGUCGAUUGAGCUCACAUGCGGGCCCCAUGCGGUUGAGGAUACCAAAGGUGUUUUUCGAUGGGUUCAUAAGCAUGAUAAGAUCAUGGAUUUUGACGAAUUCAUUCAAACUUCUUUGAAUGCCCUUGAGCUGUCAUUGCGGGAAAAGCGAAUGGUCAAACAAGGGUUGGAGGCCAUCAGAAAGCAGAGAGAAAGGCCAUUCUUCGCGCAUUACGCCACUCGUGGACGAUACAUGGAGCCAUUCGUUACCCAGAAACUCUGGGCUCACCCAUCGCCGGCCAUGUCGCAUCUAAACCGAGUCGUCACCGUCGUUUGUUUUCCAUACUUCCUUCUUGACGAGCUUCCAAAACGCGGCACGCCACCGCGCACGGCUAGCCAUGUUCCGCUCACACUUCUGCAGUCUUUUUCCACUUCUACAGAGCCAGAACGUGAUACGCAGCAGGUCGUAUGUCGCAGCCCCGUGGGAAGUCAUAUCCUCACUUGCUCUCAGCUGGCAGAGCUAGGCCUUCAAUCUAGUACUGUUUCCAUGAUCCAGAGGCCCACUCGCGGACCGCCCCAUGUCCCUUUCAUCAAAGUUACUGAUGGAGGAAAUUGUAUAUGGCAGCUCGGCCUAGAUGAUUGUAGAACUUGGUUUAGUUUUACAGCACAUUUCAUGGAUAUCAAGGGUAGUCAGUCCGGAGUCGCACGUCGCUUCGGAGAUAUCUUCCGCGUCACCAUGGGCGGGCGCACAAUUGGUCCUCGUGACUGGGACAAAGUCAUGACUAAAGCCCAGAAAGGAUCUGCCCAUCUAGUGCUUAUUCGGCGGACACGCGCCGAACGCAUUAUGAUCGUUCAUCCGCCCGAGUCCGAUGACGAGUUCGAGAUGGCGGAUAGCAACGAGCUAUUCCUAUGGGAAAGGACUAAAUCCACGCCACCUCCAGGGUAUGACGUGAGCUCUUCUGAAGUUACACUGGACACUACGCAUUCUGGGGUUUCCGCCUCCGAAACGGCAGAAGUCGAUUCACCUGCAACAAGUCGGCCUACUGGAAACGGAUCAGGAGACCUAGAAGACAAUGCACCGACUCAAACGGCCCCCCUAAGAAGCGACAGUUGUGGAACAAGCCCUUCGACUACGCAAGAUUAUAGCGUUUUCCAUGCCCUAACUUGGGCCACCAUCGCUUGCCAACCAUCUAGGGAAACAACCCACGAUGCUCAGGCUCAGACCGUCGAUGACUGCGAACUUCUUUCGGACAUACAUCAGAAACUUCUACGAAAUGUCAACGAACAGGAGAGAAAAGCGUACAUUCAUAGCCGAGAGAAGACUCUACCGGAAGUGACCACACAUCUACUCACAGUCACUCGGAGGAAAGAAGGAGGUUACGUCCAAGGUCUCUCAACGCUUGAUACAUUCUUCGUCGCCGCAGUGCAAAUGUUUGAGCUCUAUCUCCCUUUGGAGAACGCAGCGGACUGCGCUAAGAGGUACUGGGGCUCAGUGUUCUUCGUCAUGAAGAAUAUCCUCGUGGACGACGGUCUCGCUCAUGCACGGUCAACCGUGGCAUUUAUCACCAUGUUCAAACGGGUCGCUCAUCUCUCGUGCGUCAUACAGACCGAGUUGUCCAAGCCUCAAGGGCCGGACCCUAUGUCUUUCAAAGUUCCUAUCGAAUUCCGAAAAGCCUGGAUGCAUUGCGUCCUCUCUCUUGCUAUGUUUCGCUUUAAGAGCAGAAGAUGGCAAGAUAGAGAAAGACAUCUGGAGAAAUGCGAGGCACUUCUUCAUCGCGGCCGGAUAACACUUUGGAGAACAUCAAUGAAGGUACCUCUUCAAAGGAAGGAGGUGGCAUCCCCUGCCGCCCUCAUGUGCGCUCUAAUUGGGAACCUUGUCCGGGAUGUCAGCACGGGCGACAUGACGCCUGAUAUCACACUCAUCUACCGCGAGUAUUGGAAACAACUAGAAAUCAACGUUAAAUCCGGCCGAUGGAAGGGAGCCCGGCCGCAAAUUGGAUUUCUUCAACAAGAGAUAAAGGCCAUCUUCAAGACUCUCGACGACCAAAUCGACCUCCUCAAGCGCCUGUACCAGGAGAUUAGAUCCCAAUGCUUAGGGUGGUCUUCCCUUGACAGUCAUCACCUCGAGCACGCGCCUCGGCCAGAACUGCCCUUCAUCGAACGAUGCAUAGAGCACGUACAAAAGCGAGUAGAAGCUUUUGAGACCAUCGAAAGAGAAUCCAUCGGAUUGGAGAGAUGGAUCAAUGAACAGACCGCAUUAACGAAAGACCGUCACGACAACGCCAUCUACACGUUUACAGUCGUAACCGUCGUAUUCCUCCCACUCUCCUUUGUCUGCAGCUUCUUCGGCAUGAACACGCACGAUAUCCGCGACAUGCAAGGCGGCCAAUGGAUCUUCUGGGUCGCUGCCCUUCCUCUCACGUUCUUCAUCGUUUUCGUCGCGCUGCUUUGGACGGACGAGUUGGGGCAUGCCUGGACUGCUUUGACGGGCAAGAUCGGCUCGGGUGAGGCGCCGGGAGACCCCACUCCGCACCACCAGCAGCCUGGCUUGUGGAGCGCGAUUUUUGAGCGUCAAUCCGCGUGGAAGAACGCCUUCAAGAAGGAGACAACUCAACUACAGCGACCAUCCACAGCUCAUGCUCCUGCUCCUCCAUCUCAAACAUCCGCGACGGAUGCGAUAGAUGAGUGGGCAAAACCUUAUCGCCGAACGCCAACUUACAAGUCGUUGUAG
Molecule: messenger RNA, 3267 nt
Organism: Trematosphaeria pertusa
Lineage: Eukaryota; Fungi; Ascomycota; Dothideomycetes; Pleosporales; Trematosphaeriaceae
Exons: 9
Coding region: 1-3267 (1088 amino acids)
Biological process (GO): transmembrane transport; metal ion transport
Cellular component (GO): membrane
Molecular function (GO): magnesium ion transmembrane transporter activity; cobalt ion binding; magnesium ion binding
Source: RefSeq, a predicted model, not a curated record